Messenger RNA from Ceratotherium simum simum (southern white rhinoceros), 2719 nucleotides. RefSeq names its product NOP14 nucleolar protein (gene NOP14). Gene Ontology annotation, cellular component: Noc4p-Nop14p complex; nucleolus; small-subunit processome. The record is from RefSeq and is a predicted model, not a curated record. Gene Ontology annotation, biological process: maturation of SSU-rRNA. Lineage: Eukaryota; Metazoa; Chordata; Mammalia; Perissodactyla; Rhinocerotidae.
CCCUGGCCCCCAACGUGUUCCCUGAGGGAAGCUGCUCUCGGGCCGGCUUCUUGAGCCGCUGGCUUUCCUCCUCGUCUCCGAGGCCGUGGGGAAUUGGGCGCCUUGGGGCGCGGCGAGUGUGCGCCAUGGGCAAGGCCAGGUCGGCUGGGGCGCACAGGAAGGCCCCCGGGGCUCCGGCGGGACUGCGGGGCGGCCGGGCGAGGCCCAACCCCAACCCGUUCGAAGUGAAAAUCAACAGGCAGAAGUUCCAGGUCCUGGGCCGGAAGACGCGCCACGACGUGGGGCUGCCCGGGGUGUCGCGCGCGCGGGCCAUCCAGAAGCGUACCCAGACUUUACUGAAGGAAUACAAAGAAAGGGAUAAGUCCAACGUAUUUACAGAUAAACGCUUUGGGGAAUACAAUAGCAACAUAAGCCCAGAGGAAAAGAUGAUGAAGAGGUUUGCUCUGGAACAACAGCGACAACACGAGAAAAAAAGCAUCUACAACCUGAAUGAAGAUGAAGAAUUAACUCAUUACGGCCAGUCCUUGGCAGACAUCGAAAAGCAUAAUGAUAUUGUUGAUAGUGACAGUGAUGCUGACGAGCGAGGAACACUGUCAGCCGAGUUGACUGCAGCCCAUUUUGGAGGUGGUAGUGGGCUCCUUCAUAAGAAGACCUCUCAACAGGAAGGCGAGGAGGGGGAGAAACCCAAAUCACGCAAAGCACUGAUUGAGGAGCUCAUUGCAAAGUCGAAACAAGAGAAGAGGGAGAGACAGGCUCAACGAGAAGAUGCCCUUGAACUCACAGAGAGGCUAGACCAAGACUGGAAAGAAAUUCAGACUCUGCUGGCCCACAAAACUCCCAAGUCAGAGAACAGAGAUAAAAAGGAGAAACCCAAGCCUGAUGCAUAUGACAUGAUGGUUCGUGAGCUUGGCUUUGAAAUGAAGGCCCAGCCAUCUAACAGGAUGAAAACAGAAGAGGAGUUGGCAAAGGAGGAGCAGGAGCGGCUCCUGCGCCUGGAGGCUGAAAGACUCCGAAGAAUGCGUGGGAAGGAUGAGGAUGAAAAUACUAGGAGACCAAAGCAUAUGUCAGCGGAUGACUUAAGUGAUGGCUUCAUACUAGAUAAAGAUGACAGGCGUUUGCUUUCUUACAAGGACGGAAAGAUGAACGUCGAGGAAGAGCAGAGCAGGGAAGCCAGCGAUGAUAAGAGCGAAGAGGAGGAAGAGGGCGAAGACUCGAGCGAGGAGGACCCAGAGGAGAGCGAUGGCCCAGAUAGCCACUCGGACCUGGAAUCUGACGUAGAAAGUGAGGAAGACAGCGAGAGGCCGAAGAAAGAGCAGCAUCAGACUUCUGGGAAAAGGUUGACAAGAGACGGUCAAAAGGUUCGAGAAGCUGCCAGCACUGAGCUGCCCUAUAUGUUUGCAGCUCCUGAAUCCUGUGAGGAACUGAAAUCUUUAUUAUCAGGAAAAGCAAUCGAAGAGCAGCUUUUGGUGGUGGAGAGAAUUCAGAAAUGCAACCAUCCAAGUCUUGCAGUGGGAAACAAAGCCAAAUUAGAAAAACUGUUCGGCUUCCUUUUGGAAUACGUUGGAGAUUUGGCUACAAAUGAUCCGCCAGACCUCAGAGUAAUUGAUAAAUUGGUUGUGCAGUUAUAUAAUCUUUGCCAGAUGUUUCCUGAAUCUGCAAGUGACUCCGUAAGAUUUCUCCUCCGAGAUGCUAUGCACGAGAUGGAGGGAAUGAUUGAGACGAAAGGCCGGGCCACGUUUCCGGGGUUAGAUGUGCUCAUUUAUUUGAAAAUUGCUGGGAUGUUGUUUCCAACUUCUGACUUCUGGCACCCCGUUGUGACCCCAGCACUGGUGUGCAUGAGCCAGCUGCUCACUAAGUGCCCGGUCCUGUGUCUCCAAGACGUGGUGAAGGGUCUGUUCGUGUGCUGUGUGUUCCUGGACUACGUGUCUCUAUCUCAGAGGUUCAUACCUGAGCUUAUUAAUUUUCUUCUUGGGAUUCUUUACAUAGCAACUCCAAACAGGCAAAGCCAAGGUUACACUCUGGUGCACCCUUUCAGAGCCUUUGGGAAGAACUCGGAGUUGCUCUUGGUUUCUGAUGAAGAGGACACAGCCACGUGGCAGAGGAAAAGCCUGUCCCUUCAUUGGGCGAGUGGACUGAGAGCCCAGACCAAGGCAGAGGCCAACCACACCAGACUGUGCUGCGUGGCCGUGUGUCUGGCUCUGGUGAAGCGCUGUGUGCUCAUGUAUGGCGGCCUGCCCUCCUUCCACGACAUCAUGAGCCCCCUCAGAGCCCUCCUGAUGGAGCACCUGGCUGACCGCAGUCACCCCCGAGAGCUCCAGGAGCUGUGUCAAAGCAUACUGACAGAAAUGGAAAACCAGAAGAAGCACUGUCGGCCACUGAUCUGUGAAAAGAGCAAGCCAGUGCCACUGAAACUGUUUACCCCCCGGCUGGUCAAAGUCCUCGAGUUUGGAAGAAAACAGGGAAGCAGUAAGGAGGAACAGGAAAGGAAAAGACUGAUCCACAAACACAAGCGUGAAUUUAAAGGAGCCGUCCGGGAAAUCCGCAAGGACAACCAGUUCCUGGCUCGGAUGCAGCUCUCGGAGAUCAUGGAACGGGAUGCGGAAAGAAAGCGAAAAGUGAAGCAGCUUUUUAACAGUCUGGCUACCCAGGAGGGUGAAUGGAAGGCUCUGAAGAGGAAAAAGUUCAAAAAAUAAAUAAUGUUUUAUACGUUAAGCAAGGA